This is a messenger RNA of Podarcis raffonei (Aeolian wall lizard), 3252 nucleotides long. RefSeq names its product zinc finger protein 420-like. The transcript has 6 exons. Bases 42 to 2924 code for a protein of 960 amino acids. Gene Ontology annotation, biological process: regulation of immune system process; regulation of cytokine production; negative regulation of transcription by RNA polymerase II. NCBI's taxonomy places the organism in Eukaryota, Metazoa, Chordata, Lepidosauria, Squamata, Lacertidae. The record is from RefSeq and is a predicted model, not a curated record.
GGGACUUCUUUCGAUUUCUUGGAGGUGUCCUGAGAACAGUGAUGGAAGAGCAAGACUCAGCUGGGCCUGAAGCAGGAAGAGGCCCUUCCAUCCAAACUCUUAGCCAUGGAGGAAUCUGGGGAAAGUCUGUCCAAAGGAUCCUGGGUGAGGAGGACACCCUCCGCUCAGAUGUGCAGAGCCAGCAACUCAGGCGGCUUUGCUACCAGGAGGCCAAAGGAGCCCGAGAGCUUUGCAACCGACUCUACCACCUUUGCCGCCAGUGGCUGAAACCAGAAACCCACACGAAAGCUGAGAUGCUGGACCUGGUGAUCUUGGAGCAGUUCCUGGCUGUCCUUCCAGCAGAGAUGGAGAGCUGGGUGAGGGAAUGUGGAGCGGAGACCAGUUCCCAGGCAGUGGCCCUGGCUGAAGGUUUCCUCCUGAGUCAGGCAGAGGAGAGAAAGCAGGCAGAGCAGCAGGGGAAGGAUCAGUUUCCAGAAAUGGGUCUGGAUUCUUCUGAGGUAGAGAGAACUCCGUUGGACUCCAGAGAGAGGCCACGGGGAGACCGAAGGAUGCCAGCAAGACCUGUUUGUCCAUCUUUUCUUGGUGGCGAAGGGGAAGCUGCCCCUGUGGAAGCAGAGCAGGGUCCAUUGUGCUUUGACGAUGUAGCUGUGCAUUUCACAGACGAGGAGUGGGCGUUGCUGGAUCCUGAGCAGAGAGCUCUGCACAAGGAAGUCAUGGAGGAGAAUCGUGGGAUCUUGGACUCUCUCGUUGCAGGUGGUGAUGAAUUGGAGCUGAAGAACGAGGGAGACCACGACAAAAGCCACAGAGUGGAGAAGUCAUAUCCAUAUUCAGAGUGCAGAGAGAGCGUCAGUCAGAGCUCCCAUUCCACUUCAAAUCAAAGAAAUCCCCUUCAGAAGAAACCGUAUCAGUGCUUGGAAUGUGGAAAGAGCUUCAGGGAGAAAAACAAGCUCACUGUCCAUCAGAAAAUUCAUACAGGGGAGAAACCUUAUCAGUGCCAAGAGUGUGGAAAGAGCUUCAGUCAAAAGGGCAGUUUAACGACCCAUCAGAGAAUUCAUACAGGGGAGAAACCUUAUCACUGCUUGGAAUGUGGAAAGAGAUUCAUUGACAGACGGCAGCUCACUGUCCAUCAGAGGAUUCAUUCGAGGGAGAAACCUUAUCGAUGCUUUGAAUGUGGAAGGAGCUUCAGUCAGAGCACCCAGCUCACUUCCCAUCACAUACUUCAUUCCGGGGGGAAACCAUAUCACUGCUUGCAAUGUGGAAAGACUUUCACUUGGAAAAUAAGUCUCACUUCCCAUCAGAGAAUUCAUACAGGUGAGAAACCCUAUCACUGCUUGGAAUGUGGAAAGAGCUUCAGACAGAGAAACAAGCUCACUGUCCAUCAGAGAAUUCAUACAGGGGAGAAACCCUAUCAGUGCCAAGAGUGUGGAAAGAGCUUCACUCAAAAGGGCAGUUUAAAUUCCCAUCAGAGAAUUCAUAGAGGAGAAAAACCUUAUCACUGCUUGGAGUGUGGCAAGAGCUUCUUUCGAAGAAGCCAGCUCACUGUCCAUCAGAGAAUUCAUAUAGGCGGAGAACCCUAUCAGUGUUUGGAAUGUGGCAAGACCUUCAGGGAGAGAAGCAAUCUAACUGUCCAUCAGAGAAUUCAUACAGGGGAGAAACCCUAUCAGUGCCAAGAGUGUGAAAAGAGCUUCAGUCAAAAGGGCAGUUUAAAUUCCCAUCAGAGAAUUCAUACAGGGGAGAAACCUUAUCACUGCUUGGAGUGUGGCAAGAGCUUCUUUCGAAGAAGCCAGCUCACUGUCCAUCAAACAAUUCAUACCGGAGAGACACCCUAUCAGUGCUUGGAAUGUGGAAAGAGCUUCAGUCACCAAGGCCAGCUCAGUGUCCAUCAAAGAAUUCAUACAGGGGAGAAGCCAUAUCAGUACUUGGAAUGUGGAAAAAAAUUCACCCAGAAGACCCAUCUCACAAUCCAUCACAGAAUUCAUACAGGGGAGACACCCUAUCAGUGCCUGGAAUGUGGAAAGAGCUUCAGUCACCAAGGCCAGCUCAAUGUCCAUCAAAGAAUUCAUACAGGGGAGAAGCCAUAUCAGUGCUUGGAAUGUGGAAAGAAAUUCACCCAGAGCACCCAUCUCACAAUCCAUCACAGAAUUCAUACAGGGGAGACACCCUAUCAGUGCCUGGAAUGUGGAAAGAGCUUCAGUCACCAAGGCCAGCUCAAUGUCCAUCAAAGAAUUCAUACAGGGGAGAAGCCCUAUCAGUGCUUGGAAUGUGGAAAAAAAUUCACCCAGAACGCCAAUCUCACAAUCCAUCACAGAAUUCAUACAGGGGAGAAACCCUAUCAGUGCUUGGAAUGUGGCAAAAGCUUCAGAAAAAAGCGCACUUUAACUUCCCAUGAGAGAAGUCAUACAGUGGAAAAACCCUAUCAGUGCCAAGAGUGUGGCAAGAGCUUCAGAAAAAAGAACAAUUUUACUUCCCAUGAGAGAAUUCAUAAAGGGGAAAAACCCUAUCAGUGCCAAGAUUGUGGCAGGGGCUUCAUUGACAGACGCUAUUUCAGUGUCCAUCAGAGGAUUCAUUCAGGGGAGAAACCCUACCAGUGCUUGGAAUGUGGAAAGAGUUUCACUUGGAAAAGAAGUUUCACUUCCCAUCAGAGAAGUCACACAGGGGAGAAGCCAUAUCAGUGUUUCGAAUGUGGAAAGAGCUUCAUUCAAAGAGGCCUUCUCAGUGUCCAUCAAAGAAUUCAUACAGGAGAGAAGCCCUAUCAGUGCUUGGAAUGUGGAAAGAAAUUCACCCAGAGUGCCCAUCUCACAACCCAUCACAAAAUUCAUACAGGGGAGAAACCCUAUCAGUGCUUGGAAUGUGGAAAGAGAUUUAUUGAGAAGGCCAAACUCAGGAUCCAUCAAAGAAUUCACAGCAAGAGAAAACUAUUUUAGUACCAAGAAUGUGGGAAGAGCUUCAGUCACAGGGCCCGUCUAUCUUCCCAUCAAAGAACUCACAUUGGGGGCAAAUUAUAGUAGUGGCUGUAUACAGAUUUAAUUUUAGGAGCCCUUAGUUUGUAUGAGGUGAGAAUUGUAGUUGGGUUCUUUGCCACAUCUGGUGCCCCAUAGUAAUUCCUACAACGUACCCAAGAACUGUGAUUUGCAAGUUCUUGGCCAAGGUGUUUAAUACCAUCUUUAGAGUUUCCUUUCUCUUGGCAGAUAAAGAUGAGCAGGAGACAGCAAAGGUUGCAAUUUGAAUUGGGUUGCAACGCUGGGACAAUUA